CACUUGAAAAGGUGUCUGGGAUAAUCGUACUUAACAUUAUAGCUAUAUUGCAAGCAAGGAAUGCUUGCAAAAAAGAACGCCUACAUGGUAAGAGCCAUACUUGAAAAGGUUCUAUCUUACAACAAACAAUUACGAAACAAACAUUUAAGGGUAAAAAUACUUUAUAAAAAAGGAAACUAAUACACCUAUUAACCAAAAUAUUUUCAAAAUAUUACUCCCACAAAGUCUGAUUCUCUCAUAAUUAGUUUAGAAAAAAGAAGAAAGAAUGACCAGUUCAUCCAUUAAAUUAACAUCUACAUGGCCUAGAAAGUUACUGUUGCAAGAAGUGCAACAUCUAGCAGCAGUUUCAGGCAAAGUUGAAGAACUUUAAAGUGAGUUUGAAUGGAUGCAAUGUUUUCUAUAUGAUGUAGAUGAGAAGCAGAAAAAAAUGCUUUACUUCACAAAUGGGUAUCUGAUAUCAAAGAUUUAGCAUUCAAAGCUGAAGAUCUUAUAGAGACUUACAUAUUGCACAUUGUGCAUAAACCACAAAAUCAUGCCUUUUUUGGUUGGGAUGGCCUUAAAUGGUUAGCCUGUUAUUGGAAGAAUGUUAAGCCUCUACACAAUAUUGGGUCAGAUAUUGAUGUUCUUAAUGCUAAGAUAUCGAAGAUGUCUUCGAGGUUACAAGCAUAUGGCAUACAGAGCUCCUAUAGUAUGUACAACCACUCCUCCCUUGUUGCAAAUAGGAAAUUUCUCGCCGAGGAAAGACGAACCUAUCCUCAUGUUGGUGAUAAAGAAGUUGUCGGCCUUGAUGAAAGCGUAUCAAAAUUGAUGGAUACAUUAUCAAGAGAUGGUCAACACGCUGUUGUGGUUGUUCAUGGAAUGGGUGGCAUCGGAAAAACUACUCUUGGAAGGGAGGUUUUCAAACAUAGCAAUAUAAAGGAUCAUUUCGACGAUUGUGCUUGGACAUAUGUAUCUCAACAACCUCAACAAAGACGUCUGUAAGGAUAUUGCCGAUCAACUCAUCACAAACCACGAAGAGAAGAAGUUAGUUGAGGAAUUAGAAGAUACAGAAUUACAUGGGAAACUUUGUGAUAUGCUAAAAAAAUAAAAUUACUUGGUUAUUCUUGAUGACAUUUGGUAUAGUAGAGAUUGGAAUUACCUUAAAUCUGCUUUUCUAAUUAUUCACUCUUCUCAUGGUAGCAAAUUAUUGAUUACAAUGCGUAAUCCUCAAAU
Messenger RNA from Chenopodium quinoa (quinoa), 1212 nucleotides. Its product is annotated as disease resistance protein RPP8-like. Gene Ontology annotation, biological process: defense response to fungus. Gene Ontology annotation, molecular function: ADP binding. The transcript has 2 exons. Bases 646 to 981 code for a protein of 111 amino acids. Lineage: Eukaryota; Viridiplantae; Streptophyta; Magnoliopsida; Caryophyllales; Amaranthaceae. The record is from RefSeq and is a predicted model, not a curated record.